Molecule: messenger RNA, 957 nt
Organism: Sungouiella intermedia
Lineage: Eukaryota; Fungi; Ascomycota; Pichiomycetes; Serinales; Metschnikowiaceae
Source: the annotation of a GenBank genome assembly
AUGAGAAGAAUUUACAUUAUUUCAAGUUUGGUAGCCUUUGCUGUCGUGAUUGGUCUUCUGGUUGGCCUAGGAGUUGGGCUCACACGCGAUAAAUCAACGGAUGACCUGUCAGAUUCUUCCCCUUCCAACUUAUCAUCUCCGUCUGGAACGUCUUCAACCUUAUCUACGUCCGCAUCAUCCUCCACUAUCUCGUCCUCAUCAUCCUCUGAAUUGGCCAGUCUGUGGACACCGCUGCUCAACGAGACUUGGGACUACCAGCUUCUGCUGGUUCCCACGACGUUCAAUUCAUCGAUUCGUGUUUACGAUAUUGAUCUUUUUGACACUAACUCAUCGGUCGUCGAAAGCCUCCAUAAUCAAGGCCAUAAAGUCAUUUGCUACUUUUCUGCCGGCAGCUACGAGAAUUGGAGACCUGAUAAGGAUAAGUUUCUGUCUAGCGACUUGGGAAACAAUUUGGACGGGUGGCCUGGCGAAAGAUGGCUUGAUGUCAAAUCCACAAACGUUCGAGAUAUCAUGGUGAACAGAAUGGCAUUGGCUGUGGAGAAAAAAUGUGAUGGCGUGGAUCCUGAUAAUAUCGAUGCCUACGAUAACGACAACGGUCUCGGAUUAACUGAAGAUGACGCAGUGGAUUACGUGAGGUUUCUCUCGUCUAUGGCACACCAGAAGAAGUUGGCCAUAGGCCUCAAGAAUGGAGGCUCAAUAGUGGACCGAGUAGUCAAUGCAACAGAAUGGGUAGUUGUGGAGCAAUGUAUCCAGUACGAUGAGUGUGAUUUGUAUGAGCUGUUUGUAAAUGCAAACAAGCCCGUGUUCAACGUGGAGUAUCCCGGGCUGAGCAGUUUGAGUGCCAGCGACGUGAGCAAGUAUUGCCAAUAUAGUGGCAGUGUGGGGUUCAUGUCGAUUUUAAAGAACAUGAACUUGGAUACUUGGGUAGAGAGCUGUGGAUUUCGAAGUCCUAUGUAG